CGACUUAAAAACAGCUGGGCUCUUACGUGCGUUCACACAGAGAAACGUGGGAAUGCAAAGCAAAGGGAACACGGCAACGGAUUUAGAUAAGGAUUAUCGCUGUUAUAGUGGUUUCACAGCUAUGCAAAAUAAGAAAAUGCAAGAGGAUUAGUGACACACAUCAAGUGGAGCAAAAUAGCAAAACAGAGUGAGAAAGCGAGAUGCGACUCGCCUCAGAGAUAAAAGAGAUGCUCGUGUUCAUGAAGAGACAUUCAACCCAAGGAAAUCUCAAGCUCUGAAAUACAUUUAAUAUGCUACAAGACUGUUAUUCUUCGCUGCCGACGGGUAGCAGGGAAAGGUUCCCCGAAGUCUUUGAGCCGUAAGAGCUCCGAGUACAUUCUGCCACAAGUACUUCUGUCAUCAAGGGGAUGUAACGCCACAGUCGAGUUUUCACUUAAUCCUCUCACAGGUAAACGGCGGGACAUUUUGCCGGAGGAAUUUUGCGCUCAAAGAGUUUUUAAACAGAAUGUGAAUAAGGUAUCGCUGGUACAGCUUGCUAGAGAAUGAAGCACCUGGAAUAGGUCUCUGCCUUUUUUUUGUUGGAACAAUGGCAGCAUGAAAUCGUAGGAUUUCUCUAGGUUUUUUUCACUUACUUGGAAGGAGGGCAACAUGGCAAAGCCCUUCUACAGGCUUCAGCGCUUCUUGCGACGGACUCAGCUGCUCUUCUUGUUCCUCGGUGUAGCAUACAUUAUGGCUGGAAGUGUCCUCCUUCUGCAGAGACAUGGAUUGGUGGUGUCACAGCGUGGGACGAGCAGUUACUUUCCAUUGCCGUCUUUGCCAUCUCCUCCCAGGGCCCUGGAGGCACCUGCCCUCCGGACAAGUUAUGGAAUAAUGGGAGCACGACUCUCUGGAAAAGGGUUGGGAUACCAAAGUGUUUUGUCCGAAGACAAUACUGGACAACAAUGGCUGAUCUCACGAAACCAGGAGAUCCGAUAUCUGAGACGCCGUUGGUUCCACAGCCUCAUGUCCGAACAGGAAGCGUCCCGAGCGGAGAAAGUUCUUCCGAAAAGAAAAAUCCGACACAAAGGCACGUACAUCGGCUGCUUUCUGGAUGACGCCAAAGACCGGGCGCUCAAAGGGAUGGUGUUUUAUGACUUCCGGAAAAUGACCAGCACCUUGUGUCAGGACACCUGCACCGAAAGUGGGUACCAGUUCGCUGGCCUUGAAUAUGGGUCUGAGUGUUACUGUGGCAACCGCAUCACAAGCGCUCGGAUGAAAGAGGAGGAGUGUAACUUGGACUGCAAAGGCGAGAAGGGCGCCAUCUGUGGAGGUGUGUCCCGUCUGUCCGUUUACAAGGUGGAGGAGGUUCUUCCUGGCCAGCGAAGAUACAGAAACGUGCGCUACCGGGGCUGCUUCAAAAAGCCUGACAACACAACAGCAGCUUCCCUGGCUCAUGCCAUCCAGCCCAACCUCACCUCCCAGUGGUGCAUCCAGACCUGCAUGGAUCAGGAAUUUCCUCUGGCCCUGGUCAGGAAGCCCGACUGUUUCUGCGGCUACACCACUGCUCGCUUCACUCUUCACAAGCCGGUGAAAGAAGAGCUCUGUGCUGUGGAAAACGGCAGCCUGUCUACCCAGGUUUCCCAGCAGCUCUUCCUCCAGGUUUAUCAGACACCUGUUCAAGAUUCCAGAUGCACAGAGAAGAAGUUUCUACCGGAGAAAUCCAGCUCACUGGUGGCUCUGUCCAGUUUUCCUGGUGCGGGUAACACCUGGGUGAGACACCUGAUUGAGCUCGCCACAGGCUACUACACAGGCAGCUACUACUUUGACGGCACCCUUUACAACAGAGGCUUCAAGGGUGAGAAAGAUUACUGGAAGAGUGGAAGAACCAUCUGUGUGAAGACACAUGAGAGCGGCCAGCGGGAUAUAGAGAUGUAUGAUUCAGCAAUACUGUUGAUAAGAAACCCCUACCGCUCACUUAUGGCUGAGUUCAACCGCAAGUGCGCUGGGCAUCUUGGUUACGCUUCUGAUCAACACUGGAAGAGCAAAGAAUGGCCCGAAUUUGUGGGUAGUUAUGCUUCAUGGUGGGCUUCUCACGUGUUGGACUGGCUGCGUUAUGGAAAGAGUCUUCUGGUGGUGCACUAUGAGGAGUUGCAGGAGUCACUUGUGCCCACAUUACGAUCCAUCACUUCCUUCCUCAAUAUCAGUGUCAGUGAAGAGCGGCUCCUCUGUGCUGAGUGCAACAAGGAUGGCCACUUUAAGCGCUCAGGUGUACGACGGCCCACCUUUGACCCCUUCACCUCAGAUAUGAAACGACUGAUCGAUGGAUACAUCAGCACUGUGGACCAGGCCCUCAGAGCCGGCAACCAUUCUGGUUUGCCAAAGGAAUAUCUCCGAGAUGAUAAGUGUGCAGAACUAGAGUACAGGACUGUCUGUCUCGCUCAAACCAGUGCUCCAGUGAUAUAA
This is a messenger RNA of Puntigrus tetrazona (Sumatra barb), 2442 nucleotides long. It is a transcript of the gene wscd1a, whose product is annotated as WSC domain-containing protein 1. The record is from RefSeq and is a predicted model, not a curated record. The transcript is spliced from 9 exons. NCBI's taxonomy places the organism in Eukaryota, Metazoa, Chordata, Actinopteri, Cypriniformes, Cyprinidae. Bases 649 to 2442 code for a protein of 597 amino acids. Gene Ontology annotation, molecular function: sulfotransferase activity.